CUGUAUCUGGGUUUUGUUUCCUCUACAGGACACCAGGUCCUGGGCGAGAGAACUUGGCAGCCUCUCCCCAUGGCGGUCUUAUUCCUCCUCCUUCUGUUCCUAUGUGGAGCCCCCUGGUCUGCUGCAGACAAUAUCCAGACCAUCUUUGUAGCCUCGGGGGAGGUGCUGGAGCUGCCAUGUCCCUUACCGCCCACCCUGAGUGGAGACGAACUCCUAUCCUGGUUCCACAGCCCAGCAGCAGGUUCCUCCACUGCCCUGGUGGCCCAAGUCCAAGUGGUCAGGCCAGCCCCAGACCUCGGGAAGCCCACCAGGGCAUCCAGACUCAAACUACUGGGGAACUUCUCACUCUGGCUGGAAGGGUCCAAGGAGGGAGACGCUGGUCGGUACUGGUGUGCUGUGCUGGGUCAGCACCACAGGUACCAGAACUGGAGGAUGUAUGAUGUCUCCGUGCUCAGAGGAUCCCAGCUAUCUUCGAGGGCUGCCGAUGGAUCCCACUGCUCGGUCCUCAUGUGCUCUGUGGCCCCCGCCAGACGCCUAGACUCUGUGACCUGGCUAGAGGGAAAGGGUCCUGUGAGGGGCCGUGUACAGUCAUUUUGGGGCGAUGGGGCUGCCCUGCUCUUGGUGUGUCCUGGGGAGGGACUCUCUGAGUCAGAGGAACAUAGAGCAAGAAUCAUCCGCUGCCUCAUGCCUCACAACAAAGGGGUCAGCUUUAACCUGACAGCCUCCACGGAUGCCUCCCCUGCCCUCUGUGCCCCUUCCACGGGCUGGGACGUGUCCUGGAUCGUGAUGCUCUUGCUCACAGUGGGUCAGGGGUUCACCAUCCUGGCCGUCAGCAUCGUGCUCUGCAGACAGAGGGCCCAGGGGACUCAGUGCAGAGGUGCCUCAAUUCCUCAGUUCAAACCUGAAAUCCAGGUCUAUGAGAACAUCCAUUUGGCCCGUCUCAGCCCACCUGCCCCCAAGAUCAAAUGAUCUCCAUGACAUCUGCUGGAAGUGUGAUCUGCUGUCCCUCUGGCCAUCUGGCACCUGAGGCUUCGCCUGAAAACCUGGCAAGGAGGGGAAGGGCUUUGAGUGCUGCCCUACAGUCCAGCUGAUCUCCAGCAGUCACGCUGUGUGUGUGUGUGUGUGUGUGUGUGUGUGUGUGUGUGUGUGUGUUCAGGGGCGCUGAAGGAAAGCAAAGUAUUAUUCUGCAAUGUCACCUGUGAGAUCACAGGUGUGAUCUCCUGUUUCAUAGCAGCCAGAAAGGGGUGGUCCUGAGCCCUCAGUACCAUGGGACUGAAGGGGAGCCCAGGGUGGCUGCUAGGGGGUGCGGAGGGGUGGGGAUGGGCAGAGAUGAGACAGGAGAAUCCAGAGAUUUGAGCAAUUUUGGAAAGUCAGUCUCAGGAAACCACUGGACAAAUGGAGGCAACUAAAGAAGAGAGAAGGGAAGGGACUCGAGUUAGAGGAAAGAGACAGGCAGGGAGAGAAGACAACAGAAGCACCAGGUGGGAGGACUGAAUGACAGAGAAUUGGAAGAAGACUCAGGUUGCCCUGAAAUUAAGCCCGACCAUCCCCCACCCCCAUCCCCCUCGUCCCUGCUCCAUCUCGUUUGCACAGAGAAGUGGAAGGAGAACACGCACCUUUAAUCAGACCUCAGACUUCCUCACACGGACAGGGAGGGCACUGAGUCAGGACGGGGUGGGGGGGUGGGGGGUGGGGUGCACUCCCAGCCGCCCUCCUUAUCCUAGCACUUCCUGUGGCAUCCGGAGCAGAGCAGUGAGAGGCUUAUCAACAUCCUGACACCCUGGGAGGCCCUAGAGUCACAUGCUAUCUCUGGGGGUAGAGGGAGUGUCCACAGGGGCGGUGGGUGGAUUCCCUGGUGGGGUGUGUGCUGGGCUGUCUUUGAGCCAUGGACAAGCCUGAGCUGGUAGAACAGGGAAGGGCACCGAUGCUCCUAACUGGUCUGUUCCUGGUCUCAGGCAGAAAGGAGCCAGUCUCCCCCACACACCAUCGCAAGCAACUCCACCAGACACCCUUUUGUGUGUCUGCUCAAAUUUGGGCCUCACUGGAGGAAAUCUUUCUCAGAAGUGUCAUCGAAAGCCGCCAUGCUACAGGGGCUCAAGCUAAGCUAUUAGCAAGAAGGAGGACGCAAAUGACACAAAGGGAGAAUGAGGUGAAAGUUACAGUUCAGGUCCCAGCAGCCCAGCCCAACCCACCAGGCAGCUCUAGUUUGCUUUUAAAGAGAGAGAGAGAGGGAGGGAGGGAGAGGGAGAGAAAGAGCACACACACACACACACACACACACACACACACACACACACACACACGGCAGUGUCCUAGACUCUCAGAUAGCACUUUUAUUAAAUUUACUCUUCACAGUUCCCCCAAGAACCUCCUUCCUGAGUUCCUGAACUGCCAAAUUAAUCUUUCCUAGCAAGACUGUCCUCCUCACCAUACCUGGUGCCCCUUCAGUCCCCUUGCCUGGGACCCCCAGCUUCAUCAAACUGCCUGCCUUGACCAAGACCUGGAGCUGAGAUAGGGCAUCAGCCGUGGGCAUCUAGAAAAGACAAAAGACCUAGAACAGAUAUUGUUUAUGAGGCGGGGCUCUGGGCAGGUGCCUAUCCAGGCUAGAGUGGUGCCCACA
Molecule: messenger RNA, 2620 nt
Organism: Mustela erminea (ermine)
Lineage: Eukaryota; Metazoa; Chordata; Mammalia; Carnivora; Mustelidae
Gene: LY6G6F
Product: lymphocyte antigen 6 family member G6F
Exons: 6
Coding region: 70-969 (299 amino acids)
Source: RefSeq, a predicted model, not a curated record